AUAAACACAAAGCUAUUCUUUUAUAACAUUCCAACAAAAGAAGAACCUGAACACCGUGGCCCACCACCACGACAACCACAACCACCACUAACACCACCUCGUCCACCACCACGAAGUCACCGGACAGGAGAGGAAACCAAUUCAUGCCCUAGAUUUAGAACCAGGAUCCUUUUAUUAGGACAAGAUCUACACUCUACACAUUUCACUUAUAUAUACACUUUAUAUAUGUGUGUAUAUAAAGCUUCUUUAAUUCAUCAGUACUUGUGCCUUUAGGGGUAGAAAGCAGGAUACUUUUCUGUUGGGUUUUGGUUUCUUGGUGAGAGAGAGAAGAGAGAAGAGAGGAUGGGAAGAGGGAAAGUGGAGCUGAAGAGGAUAGAGAACAAGAUCAACAGGCAAGUUACUUUUGCAAAGAGAAGGAAUGGUUUGCUUAAGAAGGCUUAUGAGCUUUCUGUGCUUUGUGAUGCUGAGAUUGCUCUUCUUAUUUUCUCUAACCGUGGCAAGCUCUACGAGUUCUGCAGCAGCCCUAGUGGUAUGGCGAAGACGGUUGAAAAGUAUAGAAAACAUAGUUAUGCAACAAUGGAUCCAAAUCAAUCAGCUAAAGACUUGCAGGAGAAGUACCAAGACUACUUGAAGCUCAAAUCAAGAGUUGAGAUCCUUCAACAUUCACAACGGCAUUUGCUAGGCGAAGAGAUAACCGGAAUGGGAGUGAAUGAGCUCGAGCAGCUAGAACGCCAAGUAGAUGCGUCACUAAGACAAAUAAGAUCCACCAAGGCUCGGUCUAUGCUUGAUCAGCUAUCUGACCUCAAAACAAAGGAGGAAAUGUUAUUGGAAACCAACAGAGAUCUUAGGAGAAAGUUGGAAGAAAGCGAUGCAGCUCUUACUGAAUCACUAUGGGGAGAUACUUCUGGCGCAGAACAUUCCCAGCAACAACAGCAACAGCAACAGCAACAGCAACAGCAACAGCAACAGCAACAACAAGGCAUGAGCUCUUAUCAAGCAAACCCUCCGAGUCAAGAAGCGGGUUUCUUCAAGCCUUUGCAAGGCAAUGUAGCAUUGCAGAUGAGUCAUUACAAUUCAGCUGUGACAAAUGCAAGCAAUUCUGCAACAACAUCACAGAAUGUUAUUAAUGGAUUCUUCCCUGGGUGGAUGGUCUGAAACAAUAAUAAUACAUAUAUAUGCAUACAUAUGUGUGUUUUAUAGAUCAAAGAUCAAUGCUUUUGUGAUUUGAUUUUUGUAAGAGAAGCAUAGUUCAUGAUUACAAACUCUGUUAUAUAAUCAAGGGCUGUAGGCCUGUAGUGUCUCAUACCCCCAGAUUAUUAUUUUGUUUUUGUUGUUCCUGGAACAUAACAUUAUUUUUGAGCUUCCUUUACAUAUAAAAAUUUGUGGGAG
Messenger RNA from Eutrema salsugineum, 1389 nucleotides. Its product is annotated as agamous-like MADS-box protein AGL3. The transcript is spliced from 8 exons. Gene Ontology annotation, cellular component: nucleus. Gene Ontology annotation, biological process: positive regulation of transcription by RNA polymerase II. NCBI's taxonomy places the organism in Eukaryota, Viridiplantae, Streptophyta, Magnoliopsida, Brassicales, Brassicaceae. Gene Ontology annotation, molecular function: RNA polymerase II cis-regulatory region sequence-specific DNA binding; DNA-binding transcription factor activity, RNA polymerase II-specific; protein dimerization activity. Bases 343 to 1155 code for a protein of 270 amino acids. The record is from RefSeq and is a predicted model, not a curated record.